UCUUCUUCAUCAGCUUUGACUUUGACAUUCUCAAAACAAUUCAUAUUUUGAUUUCCCAAGGAUGAAAUACACGUAGAAAAUUAUCAGUGUGCAUAUUGUAACUAUUAGUUUCAGGGAAAAAUAAAGUCAAAAUACUCGCCAAAAUGAGGUCCCUCGGAAUUUCUCUUUUGAGCUUGACGCUGACUGUGAUUGUUAUCGCAAAUGCAUAUUAUCAGAAGAAACAAUUCUAUCCCUCUGUUGUGUAUAUAACUAAGUCCAAUCCUAGUAUGGCAGUAAUUUAUAUUCAAGCUUUCAUCUGUGUACUUAUUGCUGGAAAGAUAAUAAGAAGAAUAUUUUUCGGACAGUUACGAACAGCUGAAUUUGAGCAUUUGAUGGAACGUUCUUGGUAUGCAAUUACAGAGACCUGCCUUGCUUUUACAGUCUUCAGGGACGAUUUUAAUCCCAAAUUCGUAGCUCUUUUCACUUUGUUAUUAUUUCUGAAAAGUUUUCACUGGCUUGCAGAGGACAGAGUAGAUUAUAUGGAGAGGAGUCCAGUUAUAAGCUGGUUGUUCCACAUAAGGGUUCUUUCUUUGUUACUUUUGUUAGGAUCUUUAGAUCUCCACUUCAUUCGUCAUGCAUACUUAUCUACUGUUUCAAAAGGAGCAUCUGUGCAGUUAGUAUUUGGCUUUGAGUAUGCAAUUCUUCUUACUAUAGUCUUCAACAUAGCCAUAAAGUAUGCUCUUCAUUCAGUAGAUUUGAAUAGUGAAGCCCCAUGGGAUAAUAAGGCUGUAUUUUUAUUAUAUACAGAGUUGGUUAUGGGUUUCAUCAAAGUGCUUUUAUACGUUGCCUUUGUUACAAUUAUGGUUAGGAUUUAUACCCUUCCGUUAUUUGCAUUCAGACCAAUGUAUUACACUCUGAGAAAUUUCAAGAAGGCACUAAGUGAUGUUAUCCUUUCACGCCGUGCUAUCCACAAUAUGAACACACUAUACCCAGAUGCAACCCCAGAAGAACUAGCUGCUGCAGACAAUGUUUGUAUUAUUUGUAGGGAAGAAAUGACGACAGCAUCGAAAAAACUUCCUUGCAAUCAUAUUUUCCAUACUUCUUGCCUCAGAUCUUGGUUUCAAAGGCAACAAACCUGUCCUACUUGUCGUUUGAACAUCCUACGAAGCCCAAACAAUGACAGACCGGAACCAAGACCACGCCCUAUGCCUGCAAACCAACCUAAUCAAUUUUUCAACGCUUUCGCUGGACCAAACCCCUUUCAAAUAUUCAAUCAGAAUCAAAAUGCCGGUCCGAACCCAUUUCAAAUGUUCAAUCAGAACCAAAAUGUCCAGAACGGAGCUCCCACCCCAGUGCCCCCAGCACAGAACGGAGCCCCUCCGAACGCUCCGCCCCCAAUAAAUAUUCCGUCAUUUCCGUUGCCGCCCUUCCCCCUCUUUCCAUUCAUGGCCCCGCCCCCUAUGCCUCCUCAGAACCUUCAACAUUUGAGCGAGGAAGAACUCCAGCAGAUGGAAGGAAACGAAAGGGCUAAUGUUGAGGCCAGAAUUCAGUGCCUGAGGAACAUUCAGGUGAUGUUGGAUGCAGCAGUGGUGAUGAUGCAACAAUAUACAGCUGCUGCAACACUUUCAGGGGUUUUCCCUCAACCGGGCAGGCCUGCUGCAACAGUUAAUCCUGCAGCAUCCAAUUCAGCGACAUCUGUUCCAACAGAAAAUAUUCCGACUAACAGUUCACCGAAACCAUCCACAAGUAAAGAAAACCCUUCUGUAAUCAAUCCCAAGACUGAAACCCUUUCAACAUCUUACGAUGCACAGGGGGAGGGAUUGGAAGUAACAUCUAAUUUAACUGUUAAAACUAAUUUAGGAACAAAUUUAGAAACUUCUUCUGUAACAGACGAUGCAACCACUGUGCUAUCUCCAGAAGAUGAAAUAAGACAAAGAAGACUGAAAAAGUUUCAACAAACUUCGAGUCAGCAGGAUUAGUAUAUUUCAUUUUGCAUUUUUAAUGUAUUCUUAUGGCGACUUGGGGUCUCGGAAACGGAAAGCAAAAACUAUUUUUGUUCACAAUCAUACAUCAUUUCUCCUCUAAAGAAAAACCUCAAUAGAUUUAUUCAUUCCUAUGUUUCUGUUUCCUGUUUUUAAUUGAAUAGUUUCUCAGAUGAUAAUUACCUUCUGGACAUUUGAAAAACAACAUUUAUCAAAAUCAUAUAAUCCAGUUGAAGUGUAAGAGUACGCUAGAAAUGUUUCUGAAACCAAUCAAAGCUAAGUUCAGAAUGAUUCUUUCUAGUGUAUUGUGGAGAACUUCAAAAGACGAGUUUUUUGCAGUAUUACAUUCUAUGACGGCUUUCCAUUCAUUCACAUUAAAAUAAUUUGGGACAACUUCUAGACCAUUGCAAUUUUAUUGGUAAUAAAUUUAGAAGAAAGCUGAGUACAAUUGAAAUUUUCUUCAUCUCAUUUUGAACCAAGUAAGUACUUCAUCUUUCUAGAUAUAAAAUAAAUUUCUUCUAUCGGAAUUCUGAGAAAUUCUUAUAGAAUGUCAUUCAUUCCUUAUUUGCAAUUUUAAAUAUUCCUUAAGAGUUUUUGUCCCCUGCCAAAUAGCAGAUGGACUUUUGUGGAAAUUUGAACUAAUUUUAUAUGAUACAAUCAAUUACUUUCAUCGCAAUUAUUGUAGAUUGAUGUUUUGUACUGCAUAUUAUUUAUUGUUGCUACUUAUGGUGUGUUAUGGACGUCCAUAUUGUUUCUUCAUUUUGAAAAUGUACAUUUCUCAACUUACGACUUGUAAAUAUAAAGAAAUUUAUUAA
Messenger RNA from Coccinella septempunctata (seven-spotted ladybird), 2776 nucleotides. It is a transcript of the gene sip3, whose product is annotated as E3 ubiquitin-protein ligase synoviolin B. Bases 144 to 1958 code for a protein of 604 amino acids. The transcript has 5 exons. NCBI's taxonomy places the organism in Eukaryota, Metazoa, Arthropoda, Insecta, Coleoptera, Coccinellidae. Gene Ontology annotation, cellular component: cytoplasm. The record is from RefSeq and is a predicted model, not a curated record.